CCCGGCGACCAAGGAGAUCUGUGCGUACGGAGGAGAAGAAGGCUGAGAAAUCACGCGACUUUUUCGAAGCUUAUCUCAUCUUAUCUCAUAAAGUAUUUGACUUUACUGUCUCGUGAUACGUAGGAUUUUGACAGUAGCUGGUUGUGUGGGGGGGGGAUUAGGAUGGAUCUUGAAACUGAGAAUCGAAUAGCUUCGGUUCUGUUAAGAGAAGCAGCAGAGUUGAGGAGACAAGCUGAAAAAGAUGGUGUUCGAGCUUAUCUUGACAAGCCUAAUGUUAGGCAUCGUCCUAACUCUAGGUUUCUCACUGCGACUGUCCUUGGUGUUCAGCAAUCAAACAGAGCGGUAGAGACCAAUGAGAUGUGGAAGGCUCGGGAGAAAGAGAUUGAAUUAGAAAACGAGAGACUCAAAAGAAAAUCAAGAGAGGAAAGUAGAAGCAGUAGCCAAAUGAAGCGGAGUGGUAGUUUCUCGAAAAGGAGUUUGGAUAAGAGAUGUAGUUCCAGUGAUGAUAAAAAGGUUACUCAUCCAUCAUCAUCAUCGGAUAAAAGAUUGUACUUGGACGAUGAUGAUGAAGGCUUUGGAGAUGAUGAGAUUGAGUCUUUCCUCCAGUCACGGAACAAACGUGGAAGAGGCUCUAUCGGUCCUAGGAUGGAUGAAACUGGCCCUUAUCUUCCUGCCGAGAAGGUAGAUGAGUUGCGAAAUUCUGAAACAAUGGAACGGAAGGUAGUCUUGGGACCAGAGAGGCCAUCUUCACUGAGACAACAUUCAGAUGACAAAGAGAAAGAGCGUGUUCGGAGAAUGAAAAAGGACUCUACGAAGAAACGUAGUAAAAAAGACAAGAAAACAGAGAAGAAGAGAAAACGGGACAAACACUAGAUGUUGUUGACAGUUCUUGCUACAACUUUAGUUCCGAACACUUUGUAGAUUAUAUACAGUUUGUAUGUGUAGAUUAUAUACAGUUUGCAACUCCAUCUUCUCAACCUCGCUGUGAACUACUUGCCAACAACAGUAGCCGUAGCUUGACUUACGAAGAGCCCAUUUUGUAAAGCCAACACUUUAUCUGCCAAUACAGAGUGUUGAUCAUUUAUCUUCAAUGACAUUAACAAAGUCAACGUGUCUUUAUUAUGCGCUCAUGCUCUGUAAAGAUAUUUGAUAAUCCAACGCACUAGUUGAGCAAAAGAAAGGAUCAACAGUAGAAAUCAAAAUCGCUUCAUGAAGCAAAACAUGUCUAUAUCGAAAGUUUAAUACACCAAAUAAGAUUGUUUGUUUAAAUCACUCAUUCAUCGGCCAUUGGUACUUUUGCAUCGAUUUGAAUUUCGUCUCCUUCAUCAAUGGCUGUAGCUUUGUUCUCGGCAUAAUCUACUUUGAAAUCAUAAUCUCCAUCCUCACCACCUGAUGCUUUCUUUGCCUUCUUCCUCAUAUUCUUCUUCUCUGCUUUCUGCUUCUUUGUAUUCAACAUGCUUUCAGCUGCGUAUAGUUCCUUGUUCUGUUUGCUCGUCUCU
Eruca vesicaria subsp. sativa (arugula) is the source of this 1499-nucleotide messenger RNA. The record is from the annotation of a GenBank genome assembly. Lineage: Eukaryota; Viridiplantae; Streptophyta; Magnoliopsida; Brassicales; Brassicaceae.